AUGAGCAUUAUACCGCCAAAGCAAGACUCUCCCUCCGCGCAGCGAAACAAAGAACCAAUCUGGCAGUUCUUGUCGUCAGAGGUCCUCACGUCUCCAGGAAGUUCGAAAGACUACCGAGUCUUGGAAGUCGCUACAGGUGCUGGAGUUCACACCGACUACUUUGCCCCCAAAUUUGCAGAGGCAUUGAAAGACAAAUCUUGCUCCUGGUAUCCCUCCGAUCCAGAACAAGAGUCCCUUGACUCAAUCCAAUGCUACAUCAAUGAUGGUAAUCUUGGAUCCAUUGUAAAGCCCCCGUGUGUUUUGACUCUUGAUGAGAACGGAAUCAUGGAGAAGGAAACCACUGCAUUGUUGGAUGGACUUGAGAUGGAUUUGAUGAUUUGCAUUAACAUGAUCCACAUUUCACCUUGGGAAGCAACGCUAGGUUUGCUCCAGGAAGCAUCCAAACGUCUUUCAGAUACUGGUUGUCUCUACUGUUACGGCCCAUAUCGAGAGAAUGGAACAGCAGUCGAGUCGAAUAUCAAAUUCGAGGGUUGGCUAAAGUCAAAAGACGAGCGAUUUGGAUUGCGUGACUUGGAAAAGGUCGUCAAUGUGGCCGAAGAAAAUGGUCUCAAGCUAGUCAAGAAGAUUGAGAUGCCAGCAAACAACCUCAGUUUGGUAUUUCAAAAGGCCAGUGCCGCCCAGAAUUAG
Molecule: messenger RNA, 687 nt
Organism: Cylindrotheca closterium
Lineage: Eukaryota; Bacillariophyta; Bacillariophyceae; Bacillariales; Bacillariaceae
Source: the annotation of a GenBank genome assembly